This is a messenger RNA of Klebsormidium nitens, 1935 nucleotides long. Lineage: Eukaryota; Viridiplantae; Streptophyta; Klebsormidiophyceae; Klebsormidiales; Klebsormidiaceae. The record is from the annotation of a GenBank genome assembly.
AUGCAAGCGCCAGGAAGUUUGGACGGCCUUGCAUAUUCGGUUGCGCAUGCUGAGGUGCAACCGGACUUGCCUGCAUUUAACGUGGGCAUCGAGAGGCCGCUGGUUCAGGAUGCUCUUCUUUCCAAUGCAUCUCGCAGCGAUGCUCUUCCGACGUCUGCAAUCAGAGCUUUUGUGGCGAGCGCGUUGCGAAGCUUCCUCACGAAGUCAAAGAGGGGCCACCGCAUCUUCCGGAAGGUGGCGGGGCUCGUGUGCCGGCGUGCCAAGAAGGAGCUCGGGCUCGUCGGCCUUCUCUGGACAAAGGCGGCUUGGGUUGGGGGCCUGCGUGCAGCUAUGGCAGGUCUGGAGGGUCUGGCGAGCACUCCAGAUGCGGGCCUGCAAGACGGCUUCGGGAAGGUUCUGACGUCGAUCAAGCAGGCCCACCUGGAGGGGCUGCAGCAACCAGCGAGCGCCUCCCAUGGAGCGCGCAGGACUACCGCGAGCCCAGCGCCAGCGAGCCCAGCUGCCACGAAUGAGGCCCGACCCCCAGCUGGUGGCGCGUCUAGGAAAGCGAGGAGAGCGAAGGAGGAGCUGGCCAGCUACCUCUUAGGGGACAAAGUUCCACACAGUCUCCUGUGCGGGGAAUGCAGCGCCCCCGCGACCUUUGCGAUGCGCGGGGUCAAGGAUGGGGGCAGCCUCAAGUACUUCUGUGGCAUGCAUCGCGAGCUCACGGGCUGCUUCAAGAUUGACAGCACCCGGGGAGAGUGGGCACGUACCUGUGAAGUGCACAAGUUGGAGGCGGAGCUUGUGCGGGCGCUUGAUGAGGAAUCACAGCUUAAGGGCAAUCGUGGUGUCAUGCAAGAUCCAAUGACCAUUUCUUUUCACCACAGGUUGCAAAGGAUGGGACCAGAGCGAUUACAGGUGGGAUCCAGCGCCCAAAAGCAGAGCCCUGAUAGAAAGCUCUUGAUUAUCGGCGAAAUCGAGAGCAAUCCGGGAUUUCCAGCGAGCGAUGGGGACCGUUCUCCAGCAUCAGGAGGGGACCCGCCAACGCCUGGUCUCGGCGUGGCCGGAGUGGUCGCUCAGCCGCCUCUUCACGAUGUGUCCGCAGAGGCAGAACCGCCGAGAAGGAGGAGGAGACUCGUCAAGGUCUCUGAGCUUAGGAGCGAAGCCCCUGCAGGCCUUCGCACAAGCAGCGCGCCUGAACCCAUUUUGGGCGCCCCAACUCACGAUGAAGCUGAGGCCAGACAGCAGGAGCUGCUGGGAAGGCAAAGCCCAGGACCCACAACGCCCGACCAGGCGCGGGGCGAGGAGAGCGCGCAAGCAAGGACGCCGACCCCGGGAGACCUGCAGACUGGCCGGCCAGCGUCAAAGCAGCGGCGCAGAAAGGCAAGGGCGAACCCUGUCCCCAUGGACGAGGCGGCUCGGGAUGCCGGUCGAGCGGCUGUGGCAGCGCAUCUCCAAGCUGUGGGGGCGUUGAGGCCCUCAAGAACACAGCGUGAGGGGCAAGCCGUUCAUCAAACGGAGCUGGGUGAUUUCGAAGGCCCGUCUUGUGCUUCCCCCCCGGGGCUGGUGACUGACGCUCCCAUCCAGAACGUUGGGUCCUUGGUCGACCGUCUGAAGGCCAAGCGGGAUGCUGAAGAGGCGGCUGCGCGAGAGGAGCGGCUCAAACGCUAUGGGCGUACGCGACCCCUCGGGGCUACACGUGGGAUGGGAGAUGCCUCGGCCCACACCAUGGACCAGGAUCCGAGCCCCCCUUCCCCUCCACGCUCUUCCGUCCUCCGGUCCCAAAAUGAAGUCCCCGGCCCGAGCGCAGCGCAGCCCCCCACAGCAGCCCCCUCUCUACAGGUUGUGGAAGACGAACGGGCUCUGCCGUCGCCGCUGGCCGACCAGCCCCCUGUAGUUGAUUCGGGUUUGCCUCCCUCCCUGUCGCAACCCCAUGAUGACCCCCCCCUCCCCCGC